AUGUAUCAUGCCAUUAAAGAAUGGGGUGGAACUCCUUUUGGCUUUAUUGAUGAUGUAACUAUUACCGUUGAAGGUAAAAUUGAAGAAAAUACCAAAAGCUUAAGCAACAUAUUAGAAAAAUGUUGUAAUUGGGCUAAAUCAAGAAUGACCAAAAUUGAUUUGGGUGAUAAAUUGGGUUUUAUUCAUUUUACAAAAAAUGUGAAACCUAAAGAUGAGAAAGUGCAACUUACUUUACCUAAUGGAGAACUUCGUGAACCCCAGAAGGAAGUUAAAUUGCUUGGAAUUACUUUGAACAAUCUGCUUGAUUUUAAAUCUCAUAUUUUGAAUAAAAUCAAUAAAGCAAGAAAAGCUGUUGGUGCUAUUUGGCAUCUUGGUGGCGUGCAAAAAGGUAUGCGAGGGUCUGCAGUCAGAUCACUGUAUAUUGCUUGCGUGAGACCAAUUGUCGAAUAUGGCUUAGAAAUUUGGCAUCAUAAAAUCUUGAAAGGAGAAAUCCACAAGUUGGAAGUGAUGCAGAACAUGGCUUUAAGAAGAAUUGUUGGUGCUUAUCGCACAACUCCUAUUGCGGUACUACAAAAGGAAGCUGGUAUUAUGCCAUAUAGUAUUAGGCUAAAAUUUAUGGUGGCACGAAAAGCUAUUCGUUUACACCUAAAUAUUAGCAAAACUAAUCCUAUUAAUGGUCAUUUGUUAACAUUGAUUGAGAAAUCUCCAAUUGCAAAGCUAACCACGCUUUACAUGUUGGCGAAAGAUGAUAGAGACUAUAUGAUUAAAAAGGAUGAAAAACGAAAAUGCAAGAGGGUUGAACCUCUUACACUGAAACAACAACAAAAUCAGACGAUUGGAAUUUUGAAGAAACAAGCAAUGGAAGAAUGGCAAGAAAUGUAUUGGAACAGCAGUAAGGAUCUGUGGUAUCAUAAUAUCACAGUGGAGUCGAAAAUGUACUGA
Magnusiomyces paraingens is the source of this 942-nucleotide messenger RNA. RefSeq lists its product as uncharacterized. Lineage: Eukaryota; Fungi; Ascomycota; Dipodascomycetes; Dipodascales; Dipodascaceae. The record is from RefSeq and is a predicted model, not a curated record. The coding region runs from base 1 to 942 and encodes 313 amino acids. The transcript has a single exon.